This is a messenger RNA of Pseudomyrmex gracilis, 2922 nucleotides long. RefSeq names its product targeting protein for Xklp2 homolog. The record is from RefSeq and is a predicted model, not a curated record. The transcript has 2 exons. Lineage: Eukaryota; Metazoa; Arthropoda; Insecta; Hymenoptera; Formicidae. The coding region runs from base 291 to 2504 and encodes 737 amino acids.
CAACCCAGCCAAUCCGGACGAGGCCAUUGAAAUUCAAACCGGAACGUUGUUGUCACCGGUCUGAUCGGACGUUACACACCGAACUGCUUCUUCUUCGUCACAUUUCGUUCCGCGUUUGACCGGUCUGUGUGCGUCGAGAGAUUUUAUCUUUGUUAGAAACUAGAGGUUACAGAAUCUGAAGAAGAGACAAGGAGACAUAAUCACGUCAUUCGUCUUCGAAUAGUUUCACACGUGAGCUGUUGAAAAACAUUCAUUCAUUUUUGGGUCUUCGUGAAUGGCAUGAGACACACAUGAUGGAAGAGGAAUACAGCAAUGUGCGAGCGCCCCAGUAUUUAGACUUCACCGAGAGCACGAGUCCUCAGAUGUCCACGCCGGACUUCUUCGAGAAGGUGCACAAGAUGCACGAGCGUAAAGAAACGAUUUGCGACUCGACCUUCGAGAACGCGGAGAACGCCGAUCCCCAGCAUGCGCUGGCGAACGACAAGAUGUACUUGAAAGUUCAGGAAGAGAAUAUCAUCAAGAACACCCCGAUCAAGGUGAUCAUCUCGCCGCCGUGUCGCGGAAAAGCGGCGAUCGAACAGUUCACCACCUGCGACAAAGUGCUCAGCGAGGCGAUGAAGAAAUUAGAUUUCUGCAACAGAUUGCACAAGACCCAAGAUCUGAGCAAGAUCGGUCAGGAACCGACGGGGGGAUUCAAAACACCGAUCACGACCAAGCUCGUUAAAUCGUCGAGAUCCGUCGGUUGUCGCAGUUUGCCGCACAAAGGCGUUCUUGUGGGAAGACAAGAGACCAGAUCAGUGAAGAAAAUCAGUAAGAAUCUAGGCACGUCGAUCGGUGCCGCGAAGAAACAAUCCGUCAGUCUUUCUUUGUUCAACGAAGAAAAUCGUACGCAAAAUGUUGAACCGCGUGGCUCAACAGAUGACGUCAAGCCCAACGAGACCAAGUGCGACAACAACAAGGAAAAAACGUGUGACGAUAAAAACAUUCGAGACGAAGAUGAGAAACACAAUGUAAAUAUAAUAAUAACAGAAGAAACCAACGAGAAACAUGAUGCAACAGAGGGUGAUGAACUUGACGAAGAGACAGAAUUCAAGAAUAAAUCAGAGGAGUCGGGUGACGACAACAAACAACAACAAGACGAAGACAUUCUGCAACAGCCUGGAUUGUCUGGGAAAAGCGUUCAAUCAGCCAAAGUGCUCACGUGGAAAAAUCAUAGACGAAUCUCCAUGGAUGCUCGCAGAAUGUCCGUCAGCAAGAAGUACGUAAGCAUGGCGGAAGCGGUGUCGCGUUUCCAGAACACAACGCCCAAGCGCUUCCACACCAAGAGCAUCAAGGACAACAACAUCGCGUUGUCCAGACAGUCUCAUCUGAGGACAACGAUACCGAUCUCACCUGCAUUGGUGACGAAGAACAGAACGCGCCCCGUCAAAGUGCUCAGCAGAGAUGAGAAGGAAAUGUUGGAGUUGGAGGAGAUGAAGAAGAAUCGCAUCAAAGCAAAUCCGAUACCGCGCAGCGUGAUGCUGGCGAGAAGAUCGAAUGCCGUGACGAAAUCAUCAACGAGCCUGAACACGCAACCGGCUGAGACCGUUCGGUCAAGAUCGCCGUUGCGCAAGAGCGAGGUGGUUCUUGCCACGACGGUCACGAGGGUCGACGUGGACGGUAUCGUCGCGAGACGCAGAGAGAUCUCGAGCUUCGGCGUGCCGUCGAUGACGAAGAACGUGACGCGCGUCAAACCGUUCGGUCUCGAGACGCGCAACAAGGAUCUACAGAAAAAGAAGGAGGAACGACUGAAGAAUCUGCAGGAAGCCGUCAAACCCAAACAUCCGGAAUUUCACGCCAAACCGGCGCCGAAUUUCUCGAAACCGUCGAAACCUGCUGGGACCAGCCACCAACAGACGGGUCGCAAGAUGAUUCUACCCCGUCCGUUUAGCUUCGACGAGCGGGACAAGCUCAUACCAAAGAAGAAAGAGCAAAAGAUCAAAGAACUGCUCGAGGAGGAGAAACGUUCGCGCGUGUUUCGCGCGAAUCCGGCGCCGUUUCACAAGCCGGUGUUGCAGCAGGAAGAAAGUUCGAAAGUGACGACUAACGCGACGAAGGCGGGAACCUCGCACGAGGACGAGCGCGAGGAUCAGAAGGAGCGGAAUGUGGUUCCAGCUGUUCCGAGGAAUACGGCCGACUGUUCGGACAAACAGAAGAAGGCGGCCCCCCCGUUGACAAAAAGAACUAGUUCUUUCGAACUCUACACGGACAAACGAGCCAGAGAACGACGAGAGUUCGAAGAGAAGCUCAAACGCAAGGAGAUGGAAGAGGAAGCGAUGCGACUGGAACAACAAAAAAAACAGGAGGAGCACGACAGACGAAUGAGAGCGGAGAUGAGAAAACUCGCGGAGGUGAAGGCGAGGCCGAUGCCGGCGUUCAAAACCCCGGUCAUUCUAAAGCACACGAAACCCCUCACCAAUCCGCAGAGUCCCGCUUUCGCGAGCAAGCGAACGAAACAACAGUGAGAGAGGAGGACUGUCGAUCCGGAGGGAGCGUUUUUACCAGAUAAAAUCUGGUAAAACAAUCAUUUUUUUUUUUUUUUAACGAAAACUAACGAAAUAAAGUAAUUAUUUUUCUCUCUCUCUCUCUCUCUCUCUCUCUCUCUCUCAAAGUGAACAAAUUUGUUUUUAUGUAACUUGACUUGUGUAGCAUAAACAUUUCUUCAAAACGCAUGCGAUGUAAAAAAUUUUUAUAAAUGCUUUUUGAUACUUGUACGUCCCCAAUUUAAAUUUAUAUAUAUAUGUAUAUCGAAAAGUGAUAAAUGACUGGAAUGUUGUACUUUUAUUUCUUGUAUAUUUAUAAAAAAAAAAAAAAAACAAAAGUUUAAAGCAAUUAUUGUUACGAGGAACGUACAAAUAAAAGUUGAAUUUUGCCAAGCAAAUG